Tuber melanosporum (Perigord truffle) is the source of this 1700-nucleotide messenger RNA. RefSeq lists its product as uncharacterized. The coding region runs from base 447 to 1700 and encodes 417 amino acids. The record is from RefSeq and is a predicted model, not a curated record. The transcript has 2 exons. Lineage: Eukaryota; Fungi; Ascomycota; Pezizomycetes; Pezizales; Tuberaceae.
AUACAGCCCAAGGCUGAACUCUCCAACCCCCUAUCAUACAUACAGUACGGCUGCUGUACAGUGAGAGGUACUUGACUUCAUCCAUCGUCUCGCGGGGUCAUCCAUAGGUGCCGCUCGCUACUACCCACGGUACUCUCUUGCCCCUCCUUCGGUCGCGCAUCGAAUCACGCGCUUGUCAGAUGCGUGAGUUUGAGAAACUAACUGACUACUACUAUUUCUACUACUGCCUUUCAGCAAAAGUACUCUCUACCCGUGUUCCAGGCCCCGCUCUCGUUUCUUUAGCUACGACGAACCCGAUAGCUUAGUUCAUCACAGCAUCAGCCGCACAGGACGAUUGCUCUUCACAAAACUUCCCCUCACAUCUCCCCCCACCUUCCGUUUCCCUUUCUUGAUUCAGAAACUCCGCUCCCCGCAUUCACAACUCCAACUUUUCCGCCAAAAGCAAUAUGCCGUCUACCUCUACCUCCACAACGCUGCCCCUCUCAAUCCAGAACGCCAAAGCGACGCUUGAACCCCCCACAAAUGACUCAACUACCCGCGUCCUAACUGUAGAAUGGGACAUCUCACCCAGCACAAACUCGUCAAACGGCGAAUGGGUCGUGGAGUGGGACGCCAUGUACGCCGCUCUAUCAGCCGAUGUGUAUUCGGCUCGAAGUGAAAAAGGUUCAUACUUUGCCCUCCAAUACUCCUCCUCGGCGAACCAGACCCCAAAUGCACUCUCCCCACAGCAGCGUGCUGAGGCGGCAUGGUUGGAUCGUCAAAUAAAUAAUCCGGAAGACCUCCCCACGGCUCCACUGUCCACGGCAAAGUUGCUGCAAUUUGAGAAUGGGGGAUUGGAUAAAUUGGAACCGAGCGAUGAUCUCCCAGCUUUCUUCUCUGCGAGACCAAUUGUGCAGGCUCCGACCCAUAUCCUUGGCGGGGAAGGGAAAGGGAAAGUUUACUUCUUGUUGACCGGUGACGCAAAGAGUCCGGAUUCCGUAAAAAUCUUGUUCUACCCAACUUGGACGCCGCCGGUUACCCUCGGAGAGGUGGGCGUUGUUAGUGUGCCCGCGGGGACAGAGGGACAUACCGCUUGGGCACAACAUCGCCUCGCUGACCUUAAAGCCCUCGAAGACAUUGCCCGUGAACUGGAGCGUGAGGGUGCUCGUGGUCUCGGUACAGGUAGGGUAAAAGUUGGUGUUGAAGGUGGAGGAAUGGACGAGGAAGCCGUUCGCCGCGAGGGUUGGAUGGUGGGCGAGGAAAUGGUAUGGGUGUCGGAGAACUUCCUGUCUCUCCCCCCAGCAGUCGCUUCCACUCCUGCCGCCGCUGCCGUCGCACCGGUACCCACACUCCCGGCGACGACGACAGCCCCACAGUUAAAGGGUGGGCUAAAGCUCACCACGACCACAAACAACACUCCCUUCCAACCAUCCCACGAGAGCCCCCUGGACGAGGACGGAGAAGACCUUUUUGCUCUCCCAUUGAGCCCUCGGUCCCCAGACAUGGCCAAAUCGCCGUUCUCGAGGUUUCGCGGUGAGGCGCUUGGAAAGAGCCCGAACCUCAGCAAGCUGAGCAUGGUGGAAACCCUCGAAGAUGAGGAGAAGGAGAAAACACCCACGGGGAUGGGAGGUUUGGGAUUGGGUCUUGGAAUCGUGGGCACUGAGAGCGGGUUCCCACCUACUCCCCCUUCAGAAAGAAAAGCUAGGGCGGGGAAGGAGUAG